GUUUCUAUCGCAGCCAUGUGGCGCAAAGAGAAACAACCGGUUAGAGAAGUUGAGGAAACCGAAAUAGUUGAGGAGGCAGCUACCGCUGCUCAUGUAGAACCUCAUCUCACACUUCCUUCAGCUGACUUAAGCACUUUAAUAACAUCUAUACAGCAGCUUACAGCCCAGCAAGCGGCAUUCAUGAAAGAAACGCAAGUCAUCCAUGAACGAUUAGCCCAUAACCAAGAAGAAGAGCCCGCCUACGGGUACAGCUCAUAUGAGGAACAAAACUCAUAUAGUGAUUCGGAUGAGUAUGAGCCAUCUUACGCUAGUGAGGACUGCAAUCCUAUUGAGGAGAUGGAUGAAGAGGAAGGUGAUGAUCAACAAACCAAUUCUGAGAGUUCCGAUCAAGGAGAUGAAUACUCCAAAGCGAGCCAACAUAGUGAGGAUGAACGGUUGACUACCAAUGAAAUCGAGGAUCAGUCAAGUGAUGAAUCUUGCAAAGAAUGGGGAGACGACUAUGGGGAUCCAUCCCCUAAUGACCAUUCCAGUUCUUCACCCCAUGAGUAUCGUGGGUUCACUUUGGCUAAAACAAGGUUGUAUCACCCCCGAAUCAGCAACUUCACGUUCGGGUAUGCAACUAGUAGUGGGACAACUCACAAGAGGGAAUCCAACUAUUGUGAACCACUACUGCCCUUAGUUGGUCAUAAUAGAUUGCAUAAUUACAGCCCACAAAAUUCAACGAACCCCUUGAGGUGUGGGCCAACGAAGGCAGCAAGCUUACAGCCCUCUACUGCCAUUUCGCUUAAGUCAACCAGCAGCCAUUCAAAGCCAAAUAAAAAUCAGAAAAUCCACAACCGGGCAGAUCAGCAAAAAGGGAACAAGCUGAAAGAUAUUUUGGCAACCUCAGAUUUAGGAAGGAGGCCUAAGCCCCGAACAAGGAGCAACUUUGUAAAUGGUCCUUCACUGAAAACAGAGAACCGAAAUCAACAACUUUCAAAGGAACCAUUGAAAGAUCCCCUACCAGCAGCGUAUAAUUUGCGGGAGGCAAUAAGGAAGAUUCAGUCCUCUACCAAACCCGAUAAAAUGCAGCAACAAAAAACGACCAGCAGUCGUGUUCCUGUUCGGAACAAGAUGCCAAUUCCAGCAAGGCUUGAACCCGCUAAAAAUGCUAACGUCUUGAGAAUAAGUCCAGCCAUGGUACGCAAGAAAGAACAGGUUGCUAAGGCACCCGAGGGAGCUAAGGUGGGUGAUGAUGGUACAGCCACCAUUAGAGAGCAACCACCAGCCGAGAAGCCCCAUUUCACUCUAACUGAUGCGUUGACCAUGAUUAGACGGAUUGUAGCGAAGAAUGACGAACUAUUAGAGCAAAUGUACUUCCAACGACAGAAUGAGCAAAGAACCUUCCUAAGUGCGCCAGCUCAUGGGCAAGGCAAUGGCCCCCAACAAGAGCAGGCUGAGAAUUCGGAUAAAUCGGAUGAAGAGGAUGAGGCUGUGGCAACCCGUGAGAAACCAACCGGUCAAUUCCCGACUUCUAACGAUAAAAUUUCAGAUUUAUUAAAGGACCUGAAAACGGGUGAGCAUCAAACUCUAGAAAGGCGAAAUGAAAACAUUAAGAAUGCUGAAAUCCAUGAGGACAAAGAGCUCGCCCCUAUGGACCACAUUGAGGUAGCGGCAACCCUUUAUGAUCAGCUGGAAUCAAUACCAUGGAGUACCUUCACAGCGAGUGAGGCAUCAUCUAAGGAGGAUGGCGAUGACAACACAAAUUUUUCAGCCCGUAAGAAUGGGAACUGUGGCCAGCUAGAAUGGGCAGAUCUUGGGCAGAACGUGUUGAAGCAACUCCCAAACACCACCUUCGUUCUUAAGACCAAUAAUAGUCUUCACAUGCCAACGUUUGCACAUUAUCUUAAGGCUGAAGUGCACCCACAAGUUAGGCUGAUUUUUGACCAUGGGAAGUCCAUACAAGGGUCGGCAACAAAAUGUUACAAGGAACUUCACAAGAGAAUGGAGUCCCAACUUGGACGACUCCCGAUCGAUUAUGGACCGUGCUACCCUCUACUAUUGAUAGGAUGGUUCAAGGCCAAACUGGGAAACGAAUUGGCAGCACUUGGAGAGCGUUGUAGGGCAAGGCCUAAGAGGCUUAAAGGCCAAGUCUAUGAUCGAGGAAGGUUGCAUGGGGCAGCGAUAUUAAGUGACAACCCAAGACAUCAAGACCAGCGAAGGACAUUACUGGGGCUGUUGCAGCGGGAUUAUGGACCAGCUAGAAGCAAGGCCUCGCUGGAUAAGAGUGGUCGGUUCACCCUAGGGGACUGCCAAGGUCGAGCUUGGGGACAAGCUCGUUCUAAGGGGGGUGGAUCUGUUACAGGUCCGCCUAGGAGUUGGCCGAGGAUUGCCAACGAUGCCGCCGAUGGCCGACCGGGUGACGAGACCAGCCAGCUACAACGCCGGGCGAGCGUCGGCCACGAGCGCCAAAGUGGGCCGGGCACGGCCGAAGGUGGCGCGGGCCAGCACGCCGUCGCGAGGCUGCCGAGAGAUGAGGGCGCCGAGCGCCCACGCCGAGCGGGGAAAGCACCCGCAGCCACUGACCCUGCUUCCUUUUGUUGUGAGGCUAACGUGUUUUGCAGGGUGCGGGACCGGGACGCAAAGGAGGUUACCCAUGGAGGGGCCACGGCUGCGGUUGCCGAUGACGACGCCAAGAGCCCGAACGCGCCAGCCAUCGCGGAGGAGAGCACGAGCGAGGGUACUACGCGGCCAAGGGAGGUUGAUGAGAUGACAGCCCCACACUCGACCCGUGCACUUACUCCGAGUGAGGCUAGCCCGUCGAUUGGAGGACUUCAUGCUAAAGCGCUUGGACACGGUGAGGCCACGCUGCCCACCCAAGCCAAGCCAGACGUACUCGAGCGGAGUGGGCUGGACUUAGCACGCGGGGCUCAGCUUGCUGGACACGACAUGGAGACAGGGUGUUCUGGACAGAGACUGACGAGUUCUAGACUGUCAAACGGAGGACGCACGGACUGGACAGGAACAGGGGUCGUUCAGGCGUUCAGAACAGAGACAGAGCUGACAGACAGGACGGACAGCCACAGGACAGGCACAGAGGAUGUCCUGACGUCCGGAACAGAGACAGUCCAGGAAACUGAGACGGGCAGAUACGAAGGCCGUCUAGACCGAGUCUAGACGAAGUGGGUUAGGACCCAAGCGAGGCAUCGAGGCAGCACCCAGGAGCGGAAGGGAGACCCGAGUUGGAGUCUUGUUGGUAGGCCGUCUCGGCCGUACCGAUUCACUUUGUACAUGUUUUAUUUCAGCUUUUGCUCUUGUACCGGGACGGUUCAGGGGCGUCCCGAGUGACUUAGCCUUUAUAAGCUAAGUGAUGGAACUUUUACCCUAAGUUUUUGCAUAAUGAAAUAGAGUUUCUUCUCUCUCGCACGAGAGUUUGUUCCCAUGGAGGCUGAGAAGCUUUCCCCCAUGAAUGCCUGCAACUCCCUUCCUCUCUGAGAAGCCAUUGGCCGGAGAAGACGCCGGAGUGCGGUCGGAAAGUCGAGCAACCAGAGGGCUGGCGCCGGAGGCCAGCACCGGACGCUCGGCUGCGAGUUCUUCCUCUCCCAUUUGCUGAAAACGGAGGUUCUGUGAAGCCCCUGGCCGGAACCGUGGAGAAGACGAUCGGAGUGCUGGUAGCUCGACCACGGAGCUGCUGUGAGGCUGCGUUCGUCAAGGGAGAGCAGCGGAUGUGGCUGCGCUGGUUUCAGCAACGCCUUCCCUGCUGAAAACGACAUCCGGCGGUCUUCAAGAGGUAAGCCUUGAUCUCCCACGGCUUCCUCUAGUUGUCCGUUCGUUCCAGAAGGUGGCUCUAACGCUGCUGACGCCGGAGGUGCUUCUAACUCGUUUAGAAUCCACCGAAGGUAGCUCGGGCGAUUGUCGCUGGCUUGAAGAGUCGUCCGAUCGGUUUUAUUGAUUGUGAGCAGCGCAUUCGGGCGGAAUCCUUCCGUUCGUCUAACACUGUGAGCAGGGAUUUAAAUCGAUGGGAGACUAAGUGAUUUCUGUAGCAUGUGUUUACUCUUGCUUCUGUAAUGUUAUUGCUGCGAGAAAUCGAGGAGAAACGCAAAGGAAUCGAAAGGAAAAUGAAAAACGGAAUAGCCUUCAACCGGUUUCUGGAAAACAGGCCCUGAACCCUGAUAAAACGUAAAUCUGAAGAAAUACAGAGAGGGUUUUGACGAUCCGAUCUUCUGUGACUUUCCCCUCAUCAAUACGAAACCAACAAACCCGAAAUGAGUCAAAUCCGACCAGAAAUGAGGGAGAUAUCGCAGUUUGAAUAGCCUGGACUGUUUUCCCCAAUUUUGCCGCCGACCAGUCCCUGGAAACCUGCAAAUCUGAAGAAAAUGGUGUACAAUCUCGACGAUCGGCCACUGUGGUUGCCUUCCUAACAUCCUUACGCACAUUUCAAGCUAAGGAGGCCCCAAAUCCGACGUCGGAUGACUGAGAUAUGAUCGACGGCCUGAAUCUGAAAAAGAACGGCGGUGGAAUUCUGCAAUCUCCGCCCGAACGGCGGCAGCGCCCCCAUCUUCAUUAGAAUUUGGGGAAAACCACCAAAUCCGGUGAUCUGACUAUCCUCAUUCGAUCAAUCCUGUUGUUCUUGAUCUAUUCCUGAUAUCUAAUGCUCUGAUUAACAUUUUGAUUGAAUAUGAUCAACCGGAGAAUCGAUUGAAGCUCUGGAAUCCUUCCUGCACCCGCCUGAGUGGAUGAACACUGCUGCAGCGUCGCGUGCCUUCCAGGAGCUAUCACCUGAGAGCGAAUCUGAGCCGGGCCUCUUGAGAGUUCCUUCCUUGGUGUCUUAGGAGUCUCCCGGUGAAAUUUGGCAUUCAUUGGACGAAGGAAAUGACUGGAACGAGGAUCUGAAGCCGAAGCUGUCUGAACCAUUUCCUGUCGUCCUGAACAGAGCUCCACCUUGCGGCGUCCAGCUCCAAAACUGCUCAACGUCUUGCCCAAGGAGGUCUUGUUUGGGCCCAAUCUUUUGGGCGUCCAAACCUUGGUGUAUCAGCUCCCUUCAAUCCAAAUUUCAGGAUUUUUGGGUGUCUGGAUCAACGGGAAUGAAUUUUUGAAGACGGACUACUCUGGAACUCGCCUGCGUUCUGUUCUGUUCCUGAACAGAGCCUGUUGACUGUGACAGUUCGGCGCCUUCAGCCUUCAACGACUUGACCUUAGAGGGCUCCGAUUGCAGUGAUUUUUGGAGCGUCCCUUCAUAAUCAUCAGAGGCAGCUACCCACCAAAUUUCAGCUCAAUCCGAGCUGUGGAUGAUUUUUAAUGAUUUUUGGAAGAUCGGCAAAGCCUGAGAAUCCAGAACCUUCACCAGAGAACCAGGGAGCUUAAGCUGUCCAGGACAGCGCGCGUGCUUCGGCGUCAAUCGAAGCUUGCCUCACCCCUUCAUCGUCUAGCUCCAGGGGUUUAAUCCUCAAUCUGGUGUUGCGGACAGCAGGGCCUAAUCCAUUGCAGCUACACCGGUUAGGAGACAUAGCUUACGCCGGGCUAAGCGGCGCUUGCCUCCCCCUAAACUCAACAACGAACAGGGGUAAAACGUUCUCACGGUGAAGUCUCCUAACGAUGCUUGGGAAUACUCCGUUUCCUUGCUAUUUUCGACAGUAACCUUCUCUAUUCAUUUUCUGGAGUGUAUUGCUGAGAAGGAGGAGCAGUCCAGCAACCGUGUGCUGAGCUGAUCCCGGGAGAAGAAGGGUGUACGCUGUCACCUUGUCAGCGCUAGCUUCCCCCUACUUCAUCACAGCACUAGGGGUUCCAACGUUUCCAGCUAAGUGCAAUCCCUUCUCCCGUCUUGAGUUGCUGAAUUACAAAACAGUAACUAUGCUGUCUAUGUCUUGAGCAAGGAGGAGAGACCAACUUGAACGGGCACCUCGCUUGCGAAGACCGACGUGCUGAUUACCAAGGGGCUUUGGCCUUUGCCCUUGGUCGCUUGCUGAACUAGCUUCAGCCAGGUAGGCACCCGAAUCACCCUAUAGAUUCGAGGGCGGGUGCACUUGUUUUCAGCCUUGCCUCCGGGCGUGUAGUGCUGGGGUUACCUCCAAAGCUCGAUAGCUAAGGACACGAACCCGGACUACGGACCUUCCUAGGGUGCAUGGUGAUGGUUUGCACGUCCUAGGGAUUGUAUGAAUGGUUUGAUACGAAUGAUGAAUGCUGGAUUGAGUGAGGAAUGAGCUAUUGUUGUACGCUACGCUUGUACGGCCUCGAACCCAACUUGUUGUAGUAGGUUCAGACCUAGUUUAGCAAAGGGUAAACCAUUCCUUGUAUCCUUACCCAAGGGCAUUUGAGCUGGGAUUGUGUCCAGCCGGGGUUGAAAUUUUGUAAGGCCAAACUUGGGCCAGCUACAUUACCACUAAGAGGUCUUGGGAGGUUACGUUCGUCGGCGGCUUUGAGGCGCUACA
Molecule: messenger RNA, 6407 nt
Organism: Nymphaea colorata (pocket water lily)
Lineage: Eukaryota; Viridiplantae; Streptophyta; Magnoliopsida; Nymphaeales; Nymphaeaceae
Exons: 2
Coding region: 16-3156 (1046 amino acids)
Source: RefSeq, a predicted model, not a curated record